Messenger RNA from Prorocentrum cordatum, 798 nucleotides. The record is from the annotation of a GenBank genome assembly. NCBI's taxonomy places the organism in Eukaryota, Dinophyceae, Prorocentrales, Prorocentraceae.
AGCGUUCCAACUGGUAGCUUGGUGGCUGCAGUCUUUCCUCUCCCCGCCCUCGGCCCGCUCGGUCGUGCCAGGGGUGCUCGUCAUCCCUGGCCAGCGCCCCGCAUCUCCAGCCCCCAGAGGGCGCGGCACCGCCCAUGCCGCACGGGCUCCUGCCCUCUGCGACCCGGCGCGACCAUGGCGGACCCAGGCCCCCCGCCGCCGCCGCGCGUGUCGCCGCAGGAGAGGCGGAGGCGGGGAGCAGCCCCAUGGAGGUGCUGCGGCGGACCCUCGCGCAGCCGGUGACCAUCACGCCGCCGCCGCCGAGCGUCCCGGAGCAGGAGGUCCCCUUGGAGGAGGUGGCCGACACCAUGGAGUUCCAGGUUGUCUUGGACAGGAGUAGUACGGAGCAAAAGUUCGGCAUCCAGUACGCUGGCAGAUCACCUACAAGCUCGACGCCGACACGAGGCAUCUCGUGGUGCAGUCCCUGAAGCCUACGGGCGUCUGUGCACACCACAACUGGGAGAUGCGCCACUUCCCGCGCGAGUGCGCCCUCUUCCAGCAGCAAGUCGCCCCGGGGGACGAGGUCGUAAAGGUGAACGGCUCCCAGGACCCGGACGAGAGAUGAAGGCCCACCUCCUCGCCUCCAACAACGUGCACCUGCACGUGCUGCGGCCCUCCGCUGGUCGGCAGGCGGCCCGCGACGCCAUCCGGGCCGAGCGCGAGCGGCAGGCCGGGCAGCUGCCGGGGCCGCCGGCGCCCCUGGGCGCGCCGGCGCCGGGCGCGCCGGCUCCGCGGGCGCCGCCCGGAUCGACGCUGCGC